GGAGCGGGGCGGGCGCGGAGCCCCGCGGAGGGGCGGAGAGGGGCGGGCGCGGGUGACGUGCCGAGCGGGGAAGGCCGCCGCCGGUUUAAGAUGUCAGGCCAAGAGGGAAGCGGCUGAGCUGAUGCGGUGCGGGGCUGGGGGGCGGCGCGGCGCGGGUCCCCGCCGAGCGCCCCGCCGAGCGCCGCCGAGCCCCCGCGGCGGGACGGGGGCCGCCGGCCGGGGAGCAGCGGGGGCGCCCUGACGGCUCUCGACGGAGCGGAGCCCCCCGAUAGCUUGCCACCGUGUCCGUCCCCCCCCCGUCCUCUCCCCCGUCCCCGCCAGCGGGGGCUCCCGGCCGCCCCGCCGCUAGCCCCCCGAGCGGCCGCGGGUGCCCCCUUGCCCCCCGCCACCCCUUGGCGCACGCACGCCUCCUCCUGUCAUCCCCCAAGCCGGCGUCCUGUCGCCGAUGAGCUGCAUGAAGGACCCGUUAAGCCUGGAGCGCCUGGGAGCCGGGACUAAGCUGUGCUCCUCCUCACCUUCCUCCUCCUCCUCCUCUUCGUCGUCUUGCCACCACCACCACCAGCCCGCGCUGGCCAUGGCGACGGCGCUGGCGCCGGGGCAGGCUCGCUCCUCCCUGGAGUCCGCCAAGCACCGGCUGGAGGUGCACACCAUCUCCGACACCUCCAGCCCCGAGGCCGCAGAGAAAGAGAAGAGCCAGCAGAGCAAAAGCGAGGAUGCGGGGCCCGAGGACCCCUCCAAGAAGAAGAGGCAGCGGCGGCAGAGGACUCACUUCACCAGCCAGCAGCUGCAGGAGCUGGAGGCCACCUUCCAGCGGAAUCGCUACCCGGACAUGUCCACCCGGGAGGAGAUCGCCGUCUGGACCAACCUCACCGAGGCCAGGGUUAGGGUUUGGUUCAAGAACCGCCGAGCCAAAUGGAGAAAGAGAGAAAGGAACCAGCAAGCCGAGCUGUGCAAAAACGGCUUCGGCCCCCAGUUUAACGGCCUGAUGCAGCCCUACGACGACAUGUACCCCGGCUACUCCUACAACAACUGGGCGGCCAAGGGCCUGACCUCCGCCUCCCUCUCCACCAAAAGCUUUCCCUUCUUCAACUCCAUGAAUGUCAACCCUCUGUCUUCUCAGAGCAUGUUCUCCCCUCCAAACUCCAUCUCCUCCAUGAGUAUGUCUUCAAGCAUGGUACCCUCGGCGGUCACCGGGGUCCCCGGCUCCAGCCUCAACAGCCUGAAUAACUUGAACAACUUGAGCAACCCCUCCCUGAAUUCUGCCGUGCCAACGCCAGCCUGUCCUUAUGCUCCUCCGACACCUCCGUACGUUUAUAGGGACACAUGUAACUCGAGCUUGGCGAGUCUGAGACUUAAAGCCAAGCAGCACUCCAGUUUUGGCUACGCCAGCGUGCAGAACCCCGCUUCCAACCUGAGUGCGUGCCAGUACGCCGUGGACAGACCCGUGUGAGACGCAGCAGCACAAAACACUGCAUGGGAAUCCCUCCCCAAACCCCCCAGAGACUGAGAAACGCGCUAGAAAGUGAUGGGCACUGGAGAGCGGAGAAAGGAGGAGAAAACAGAGAGAGGGAAAAAAAAAAAAAAAAAAGAGAGAGAGGAAAAAAGGAGGGGGGGGGAGGAAAAAAAAAAAAGGAAACCACUGAAAUAAGAUAGUUCCUUUGUUUUCAAAGGACCUCCUACAGAUUCUGAGAUCUUUCGCUAAGAGUAUUUCAGCAGUUACAAGGACAUAUAUAUAUAUAUAUAUGGACAAAUGUUUGACUGGAUAUGAUAUGACAUUUUAAUGUUACUAUAAGCUUGUUAUUUUUUAAGUUUAGCAUUGUUAACAUAAAAAUGACUGAAAGGAUGUAUAUAUAUCGAAAUGUCAAAUUAAUUUUAUAAAAGCAGUUGUUAGUAAUAUCACAACAGUGUUUUUAAAAGGUUAGGCUUUAAAAUAAAGCAUGUUACACAGAAGCGAUUAGGAUUUUUUCGCUUGCGAGCAAGGGAAUGUAUAUACUAAAUGCGGCACUGUAUGUUUCUAACAUAUAAUUAUUAAAAAACAAACAAAAAAAAAAA
This is a messenger RNA of Anas platyrhynchos (mallard), 2052 nucleotides long. RefSeq names its product paired like homeodomain 2 (gene PITX2). NCBI's taxonomy places the organism in Eukaryota, Metazoa, Chordata, Aves, Anseriformes, Anatidae. The record is from RefSeq and is a predicted model, not a curated record. Gene Ontology annotation, cellular component: nucleus. Gene Ontology annotation, molecular function: RNA polymerase II cis-regulatory region sequence-specific DNA binding; DNA-binding transcription factor activity, RNA polymerase II-specific. Gene Ontology annotation, biological process: anatomical structure morphogenesis; regulation of transcription by RNA polymerase II.